Molecule: messenger RNA, 2922 nt
Organism: Anopheles coustani
Lineage: Eukaryota; Metazoa; Arthropoda; Insecta; Diptera; Culicidae
Gene: NT1
Product: neurotrophin 1
Exons: 5
Coding region: 1-2922 (973 amino acids)
Biological process (GO): regulation of Toll signaling pathway; innate immune response; central nervous system formation
Cellular component (GO): extracellular region
Molecular function (GO): Toll binding; growth factor activity
Source: RefSeq, a predicted model, not a curated record
AUGCAAUCGCGAGUGAAGUUGACCCUGCUGGUCAUCCUGUGGAUUGCGGCAGUGUUGCCUUACCACCCGGCAUGCGCUACGUCCGAUUCCGGCCUUCCCGACUUCGAAAUGGACGACGGAAAGGACGAGGCGGACGACUACUACUACGUGAACGAUGGUAGCGAUCAGCAGAUGCAACCGUCGCAUAAGAUCAUCAGCUACGCGAAGCCACCACCACCGCCACCGGAACCGGCAGAGGCGGUGGCACCGGACCACCAGCCCCAGGACACGCUGGAACCGUUCUUGAUGGAAGACGACGACACCAGCUUCGAGGUGAUGGACGACGUUGAGUUCGUCGAACAAGGUACUAUGGACUUCCAGCGGAAGGCUGAGCGCAUGAAGCGCAUCAUGCUGAAGGCGUUCGCCAACCGAGAGUUCCAGCGAAAGUUCGGCGAGGUGCUGCCGCUGCUGAAGGUGAUGUCCAAAACGCAGAAGUCUACGCUGGCUGCACUCAUUACGGCGCAGGUGAACUCGCGCGAAGGCCACACACUGACGCUGGAGCAGGUCAAGUCGAUGUUUGGCAACCGGCCCGAGCUGAUUCUACCCCUCGUGUACGAUAUCGCCAACAUGAUCCGGACCGUGGCGAAGAAGGAGAGCCUUCUGUUCGAACAGCAGCAGCAGCAACACCAUCUGGAGCUCCCCGGUGAAGACGAAGGUCCGCAGGAAGAUGAAGGCGUCCUCUCCAACCAUCUGCUACGGCGAAGCUUUAGCAUCCGCUCGGAACCGCACGGAUUUCGUAGGCAUGAGACGCCGGUCGCUUCCAACCUUCAGGACGGUCGGCUGAUGGUGGAUAUGUCGGAUGAGGCCCAGGUACGCCCGAUCGAAGCCAACAGCUCCGAGUCGAGCAGGGCGGCCCGCAACGAGCCCGUGCCGUUCUUCGAGAAGCUCGUCCAAGCGCUGCCCCGAUUCAACAUCCAGCGUACGCACGACAAGUCCGACGACCGCAUGACGUACCACGAGCGGAAGCUCAACAUGACCGCCUUCAACGCGUCCGCCAGCCAAAGGGACCAGCUGGCGAUGGCUUCCGACGGGCCGAUCCCCGUGACGCUGCCCAAGGUGUCCCCCAAGCAGAACGCACCCGUCUCCCCGGCACCGAUCGCAACGACCACCGCCCUCAGUCCAACAACGGCCGAACCUAAGCUGACGCUCGAGCAAAUCGAGGACCUUGCGUUCGCCGGCCUGAACGGCACGGAAGUGGACGCUGUCAACGCUGUUGGAGCGGUCCACGGGAAUGCAUCCUCCACCGGGGGUCCCGUGGCGGAGAUGCUGAUCGGAAAUCGGCAACGGCCUCAGGGAAUGCACGCGCUGCUACCGAGUGAAAACUGCGAGCACUUCUCCGGAGGUGUUUGCAUCCGGGUCGCCAACUAUCCCAUGUCCGAGAUCAUGUACAGCAUCACGCGCCACCGGCACGCGAUCGGGGCCCUGCUGGCCGAGUACAUCGACAAGGCGAGCGCCCAGGACAGGACCGCUUACGAACCGGACGAGAUCGAGCAGGGCAUCAACACGAAGCUGAGAAAGCGAGAGGAUGACCCGUCCAAGUCGGGCGGCAGCAUGUGCCCGAGCAUCAUCCGGUACGCGCGACCCCAGAAGGCCCGCUCGGCGACGGGCGAGUGGAAGUACAUCGUCAACACCGGCGAGCACACGCAGACGCUCCGACUCGAGAAGUGCAGCACUCCGCAAGACUCGUGCACCUACCUGACGGACAACUUCCGGUCGCGGUGCGUGCAGAUAUACAACUACCAUCGGCUGCUGAGCUGGGACGCGGCCCGCGGACUGCAUGUCGACAUCUUCAAGGUGCCCACCUGCUGCUCGUGCCACAUCGAUGGCUACCGGGAGACGUUCCCGCCGCUCACCAGCUACAACGACUUCAAGUCCAAGAUCCACGAGGACCCGCACGAGUCGGCGUCGACGUUGAUCCGAGCGAAUACGCCGCACCAUCACCAGCACCAUGGCGCGAACCAUCACGGCCACUACUCGACGCUUCAGUUCGAUCAGGUCGACGACGACGAGCCGGACGACAACAUCGCCUACCAGUUCUCCAACGGGUUCCAGCGCGUUAAGCCCCCCAAGUACGAGAGUGCGCUGCAUCUCCCAGCGGCCGUACCACCACCUCCGGCACCCUCGAAGACUCGCUUCGAGCGACCACCUGCCAAGCAUCCGGCGGGUCCGGCGAAACCGAAGCAUCCGCACUUCAUCCCACCGCCCACGCUUGACACGUACCUAAGCCCUCCGCCGAACGAUCUCGCCUACGGCAUCCCCUUCAAGCGCAGCGGCCCGCACUACAAUCCGACGGAAAAUGCGCUGAAGCGGGCGGGCAACGUUGGUGGAGGCAAUCGGCGUCCGCUGCGGAAAACGCUCCCCGGCGUCCACUCGUCACUCGACCAGAACAUCGCCGAGACGGAUUCGCGCAUCAAUCAGGUCGCCGUACUGCCACCCAAGCUGACCGACCAGCUUUCCCAGACGCAGGCACAGACCAUCAUCGAUCGGCAUCGGCGGCGGCAGCAAACGACACCACAGACGCCACUCACCACCAUGCAGCAGCAGCAGUACAUCUACCGGGUAUCGCACCAGCAGGUAACGCCCGCCCUGGCCACCAUCAUCCCCACGGUGCCACUGUCCACCGUUCCCGAGCCCCAGCCACCGCAGAGCACGAUCAGCACGAGCACAACGACGGCGGCGGCGACCAACGGCCAUCAGCGCAUCAACUACAACUACCACCCGAUCAUCGACUUCUUCGAGGAGGCGCGCGAGGAGCAGGAGGAGGACGAGCAGACGAUCGGUGACUCCACGCAGGAGCAGAUCGAUCGGAUCGGGCUCAACAGCCACACGUCGCUGAACAGCUGGAAACCCGUCAUCAACGGGAGGACCACGCGGUUUCACUAG